CCGGCCGGUGCCCGCCAGGGUCGUCAACGGCAGCGCCAAGGGCACCAUGCACUUCCCCUUCCUCAGCCUCCUGCCCUGCCCGCCCCACGCCCGAGGCCUGGGCAAGCGCUGGGAGGUCCAGAGCUGCCGGAAGUGCUACGGCGUGCUGGAGGACAUCUGGUCCACCUACCGGGCCUGCCACAACGAGGAGCUGAUCAACUCCGCGCAGAGCUUCCUGGGCCGCUACCACCAGGUGUUCUCCGGCCCGGACCCCGGCGGCCCGGCCCCGCACCCCGGCCCGAAGCCGGGCCCCGCGUCCGUGUGCUACGUCUGCGGGGCCGAGCUGGGGCCCGGGAAGGAGUUCCAGCUCCACGUCAACCCGCCGGGGCGCUUCGGGGAGAAGGAGCCCUUUUUCCCCUUCCUCACCGUCUACCCUCCCGCGCCCGGGGCCAGGCCCGCCGACUCCACGGGGCUGGUGGCCACCUGCGUGCUCUGCUACCAUGACCUGGUGGGGCAGUGGCUGCAGCAUGAAGCCAGGAACGCCCACCACCCGGUCAGCGCCUGGUCCCGGCAGUACAAAGUGGAGACCUUCAUCUGUUUCUUCUGCCGCCAGGAGAAGAGACGGUGCCUUGGAUUAAAAGCCGUGCGCGUCUCCAGGCUGCCCGUGUUCCUCUACAGCCCGCGGGCCGGCCACAGCCUGCUGGUGGACGACGGCCAGCGGCUGACCAUCGGGGCGUGCCUGGAGUGCGGGACGGUGGCGUUUGCCGGAAAAGCUGUGGCCCCGUCGACCCUAGCCGCCGGUUCCUCGCCGGCCGCUCUCCAGAAGGCCUCUGCCUCUUCCCACGAGGCAUCCCCUGCCAUAAAGCCCUCAGCCGACCAGCCCAGCCCACGCUCCACAGCCUCCGGAGACAGCCUGGGCAGGGGGAACGGGGUGCUGCAGGAGACCGGCUCAGACCGAGGCCAGCAGUCCCGUUUGGAAGCAGAAGGCGCGGACUCAGGAGCCAUAAGCAUGAGCCAUGAGCCCAAGUCCCCUUCACUAGGAAUGCUUUCAACAGCGACGCGGACCACCGCUACCGUCAGCCCCCUGACCCCUUCUCCUCUCAAUGGCUCCCUUGUACCCAAUGGCAGCUCUGCGGCCAACGGCACUCUGUCAGUCCAGGCAGCACCCUCCUCCAGCUUCGCCGCCGCGCUGCGCAAACUCGCCAAACAGGCGGAGGAACCGAGAGGGUCUUCAAUAAGCAGCGAGUCUUCCCCAGUCUCCUCGCCAGCUACCAACCACAGCUCUCCGGCCAGCACGCCCAAGCGAGGACCCAUGGGCCCCAUUAUCGUCCCCCCGGGGGGCCACAGCGUGCCCAGCACACCCCCCGUGGUCACCAUUGCCCCCACCAAAACGGUCAAUGGAGUCUGGAGGAGCGAAGGCCGCCAGCAAGAAGCGGGGUCGAGGGGCAGCAGUAGCAGAGACCGCCUGAUCGCUGAACCCCCGCUGCCCCAGGAGAAAGCAGGGGGCCCGGCCGUCCCGUCCCACCUGCUCAGCUCGCCCUACUCCUUCGGCCUCCCCCCCAACUCUGUCGUGCAGGAUUCCCGCUUCCAACCAUUGAACCUCCAGCGUCCAGUACACCACGUGGUGCCUCCCAGUGCGGUCACCGAAGACUACCUGCGCAGCUUCCGCCCCUACCACACUGCAGAGGACCUCCGCAUGUCGUCGCUGCCUCCCAUCAGCCUGGACCCGGCCACCGCUGCCGCUUACUACCACCCCAGCUACCUGGCCCCUCACCCCUUCCCGCACCCGGCCUUCAGGAUGGAUGAUUCCUACUGCCUUUCUGCAUUGAGGUCUCCCUUCUACCCGAUCCCAACCCCUGGGUCUCUGCCCCCUCUGCACCCUUCAGCUAUGCACCUCCACCUCUCUGGGGUGCGGUACCCCACCGAGCUCUCUCACUCGUCUCUGUCGGCCUUGCAGUCAGAGAGGAUGUCAAGCCUGACAGCAGAGAGACUCCAGCUGGACGAGGAGCUGAGACGGGAGCGGGAAAGGGAGAGAGAACGGGAGAAGGAACGAGAACGGGAAGCCGACCGGGAGCGGGAGAAGGAGCGGGAACGGGAGAGGGAGCGGGAGAAGGAGCUGGAGAGAGAACGGGAGAAGGAGAGGGAGCGGGAAAGAGAGCGGGAGCUGGAGAGGCAGCGGGAACGAGCUCGGGAGAAGGAGCUGAUGGUGAAGUCCAUGGAAACCCAGUUCCUGCCGGUUUCUGAGCUGCACAGCUUGAGGAGCCAUCCGGUGGAAGAGCGGGUCAAACCUUCAGAGCAACUGACUCCAAACAGAUCUGAGAAACUCAAGGAUGCCUCCUUGCAGACGCCCAAACCAGUCCAGCACCCCCUUCACCCGUCGCCCGCCCCCCACCACUCGGUGCCCAGCCUCAUCUCCAGCCACAGCAUCUUCCCGCUGCCCGGCAGCAGCGCGGCCACGGCCCUGCUGAUCCAGCGGACGAACGAGGAGGAGAAGUGGCUGGCCCGGCAGCGGCGGCUGCGGCAGGAGAAGGAGGAUCGGCAGUCCCAGGUGUCGGAAUUCCGCCAGCAGGUGCUGGAACAGCACCUGGACAUCGGCCGCCCCGCUCCCCAGGUGGAGGCCGAGCAUCGGCCUGAGAACCCCAGGCCCGGACCAAACCGCCACGAGCCGAGCGGGCGGGAGCCGGCGCAGCACUUGGGCGGGCCCCCGCCACUCAUCUCCCCCAAGCCUUCGCACCACCCCGUGCCCACCGCGCUCUGGAACCCCGUGUCCUUGAUGGAGAGCCCGCUGGAGCCCCGGAGGAGCCAGGAGAAUCAUCCUCUCCACCCCCACCCCGUCGCCUACGAGCCCAGCCGGCAAGCGGUCCCUCUGGUCAAAGUGGAACGGGUCUUCUGCGCCGAGAAGCCAGACGAGGGGCCCCGGAAGCGGGAGGCGCUGGAGAAGUACCAGCCCAUCAGAGAGCCGGUGGCGUUGGAACACGGCGGGUACGCCCACGGGCCCUUCUUGGCGGAACUGGAAAAGUCCACCCAGACCAUCCUCAGCCAGCAAAGGGCCUCGCUGUCCCAGACCGGGCAGUUCGGCGACGUCAAUCUGCCCCACAAGCCCAGCUCACCCUACAGACACCCUCUUCCCAGGGGUCCCGACCCCAUGUAUGUUUAUGACGAGUUUCUGCAGCAGCACCGAAGGCUGGUCAGUAAACUGGAUCUGGAAGAGCGCAGGCGGCGAGAAGCCAGAGAGAAAGGCUACUACUAUGACCUGGAUGACUCAUACGACGAGAGCGAUGAAGAGGAAGUCCGGGCACAUCUCCGCUGUGUCGCUGAGCAGCCACCACUCAAACUGGACACUUCCUCGGAGAAACUAGAAUUCUUACAGCUGUUCGGCCUAACCACCCAGCAGCAGAAGGAGGAACUGCUCACUCAGAAGAGGCGGAAGAGGCGCCGGAUGCUGAGGGAGCGGAGCCCCUCGCCGCCGACGAUCCAGAGCAAGCGGCAGACCCCUUCACCGCGGCUCCCGCUGUCCACGCGCUACAGCCCUGAUGAGAUGAACAACAGCCCCAACUUUGAGGAAAAGAAGAAGUUCCUCACCUUUUUCAAUCUGACUCACAUCAGUGCCGAGAAGAGGAAAGACAAAGAGAAACUUGUUGCAAUGCUCCAUGCCAUGAAACAGAAGACCCUGUCAGCGGCAGUCACAAACCCGAUGAAAAGUUCUCUACGGGACAGCCCCACGGUGUUGCUAACCACCGAGCCGCCGGUGCAGCAGCUACCUGUGGAUUCAGAUAAGCCCCUCGGUAUCGCCACGUCCCUGUCUGAUGCCCAGAAAGCAGCAGAGCCUGGAAGACCUGAACAGCCUCGACUCCACGAGCUGCAAAGGGCUAAGGAGGCGGCCCCUACCAGCAUGGAAAAGGCCAGGGCGAAUGAAGCCCAUCCGGGGAAGAAGAGCCUGAGCAUGCUCAACUACGUCCGGGGCCCACCUCCCAAGGACAGCCCGGUCCCGCUGUCCCACAGCGUGAACGGCAAGAACAAGCCUUGGGAGCCGUUCCGAGCGGAGGAGUUCGCCCACCAGUUCCACGAGUCGGUUCUGCAGUCCACGCAGAAAGCCUUGCAGAAGCAUAAAGGAAACACAACAGUACUUUCUGCUGAGCAGAACCACAAAGUCGAUGCCUCCAUCCGCUAUAACAUUCCCGAACUUCAGACGUCGAGUCGUGCCCCUCUACCCCAGCAGAACGGACAGCAGGACUCCUCAUCCGCAAGAAAGGGGAUGAUCCCCCAGGAGCUCAGCAGAGACUCAGAGGAGGAGGAAGAGGAGGAAGAGGAGGAUGGAGAGGAGGAGGAGGAGGAGGAGGAAGAAGCCCCCAGACCCAAAUGGCAAGGGAUUGAGGCAAUUUUUGAAGCUUACCAGGAGCAUAUAGAAGAACAAAACCUGGAGCGCCACGUGUUGCAGACCCAGUGCCGACGGCUGGAGGCCCAGCAUUACAGCCUCAGUCUGACAGCAGAGCAGCUCUCUCACAGCAUGGCAGAGUUAAGGAACCAGAAACAGAAGAUUGUGUCAGAAAGGGAGCGACUUCAGGCAGAACUGGAUCACUUACGGAAGUGCCUUGCGUUGCCUGCAAUGCAGUGGUCUAGGGGUUACUUUAAGGGGUAUCCCAGGUGACGCUCCCUUGCACUAGGCUGAACAUAUAGUAUAGAAAUAAUAUCUAUUUUAUUACCUUGAAUAUUUAAUAUUUUUCACUGGGAGGUUUGAAGCUUAAAAAAAAAAAAACGAAGAAAUUGAGAAUGUGCCAUGCAUGAUGAAGCAGAGAAUUCCGGGAUCCAGAAAAAAAAAUCUAUAUUGACUUCAAUGCAGUUGUAUCAACUUUGUAAUUCUGCAAGCAACCCGUAUAGGAAGCCUAUAGUUUUUUUUUUCUUUGAAAGGACAUUUUAUUCUUUCCCCCCCACCCAUGUUAAUUUUUUUAAAAAGAUCAUCUGAAGAUGAAGGUUUCACCACCAACACUAAAAACGCAUUUUCCGUCCCAGGAGUUCACGUCUGCCCCGAAUCAGAUAGAACCAGUUUUGCUUUUCUUUUGUUGCCAUAUUAGAACAACUAAAGAGUGAACUUUGAUUCCUUUGUACAAUGGAGUUGGCCUAAUUCUUCGCCAGGAAUAAGGUUCCUCCAGCCGAAGAGGAAGCAAUGUUGAAGGGACUGUUCAUCUCAGUUACCGAAAUCUCCAAUCAAUAUCUUCAGAGCGAUAUGUCCUGGGAGCAAGCAUAGCUCCAGUACUUGAGACUUUCCCUGAGGCUUUCCACUGGAAAUGCACUUAUCAAAAAUAAAAUGUAUAAACAAACUGAAGGUACCUUUUUAUUACUGUGUGGGGGAAAAUUGUACAGAACUAUUAGAUAUACAUCUAUAUGUGCAAACACACACACACACACACACACACACACACAUGCACACACACAAAUUGUGUUGCCCUAGUGGGUGAUGUUUUCAUACCAACUCAGAUUUUGAGAGAAAAAAAUAAGUCAAAAAAAGGUGCUUCAGCCUUGUACUGUGUAUAUAUUAAAAACAAAGUUUUGUAUGUUUUUAUUACUUUAAUUGUUAUAAAAGCCUGCCAUUUUUAAUGUUUUUUUGGGGGGGAGGGGCAAAAAAAUUAACUUGCUUUUAGUGUUUAUACUGCUGCUGGUCAGGACAUUAAAAUAUUAAAAUGUUUUAAAGAAUUAAAAAGAGGAAAAAGUCAAAAGAGCUUUCCACUGGCGCAUGUGCUAUCACUUCUGUCUUCAAUUUGUGUAGCACCAGAAAAUUCUAUUGUUAAAAGGCAAUGCAUUUACCUCCCUCCUUACCUCCCUCCUGAUUUGGUUUUUUUUUUUCCUUUCGUUUUUGUUUUUGUUCAAGCACUUCGAAAGUAAAAUUGCUAAUAUGACCAGCUGCUAAUGAGUGGGGAGGGGACUAGUUUGUGUUGGGAACAAGAUAAAAAAAUUAUGUGUGUGUGCGUGCGUGCGUGUGUGUUUUUUUUUUAAGAACUUUUCAGGAAGUAAAUGAACUGUUUGUUCUGUGAUCUAAAUCUAUGAUGUCUUACAGCAAUCUGAGCAGGUGCAAAGUAGAAAACUUUAGUGGCUUCAUUUAGAUGCAAGGUUUUUAAAAAGCUUUUAAAUAAUCUAAAGUAGGGAUAACACAAUGUCUGAGCUGAACUUCUCUUCCUUUUUAUCUGUGACAGGCGCAGAAGGGGACCAACUUGAAUGCUUAAGAGCAAUGGGGAGUUUAAGAGGAAAUUGCCCCGUCUUUAGCCUACAGUUUUCCUACACUCUGUGCUCAUGGGCCAUGCGGCGAUUCUGUAGAGUGAGAAAAUGUGAUGGAGCUGAGGGCUGAGGUCAGAGUUAGUUCAUCUCUCACCCAGAGGAGAGAAUGGUAUUUCUUGGAGAGUCAGUAGUCGACCUUGACCCAUCAGUUAGGGAGUAUUUUUUUUUUAAUUUAAUACAAUUCAUCCAGAUGGGUAAAGGACGCACUUGGUGCCGAGAUCCCCCCGGCUUGCCGAUACAACCUCCUUGCUGAUGGCUUGAACGUGGCUUUCUCUGUUUCCUCACAGUUUGCUUUAUGUGGUUGCCAGGAAUCUUCCUGUUAUUAGCAAACUCAGACCAAAAGUGCUGCCAGUAUUAUCAGCGGUCCACAAGUUAUCAGGGAUGUUACUUGAAGAGAAACGAAAGGCUAUUCUGGGCCUCCUCAGCCUUAAGACGUGUUGUGUGAAAGCUACUGUUGGUGGGCAGGAGCAGGGCAAAGGAGCUGACCUGGUGUAGCUGAAGGCCAAGUAUUACAACUGCCCUUCCUUCUCUGACCUGGAACUGUUUUUGGGCGAGGGGGUUUACUUCCUCUCCUUCACCUCCCACCCCUAACACCGCAGAAAGUUUGCCUUUCUCUUUUGUAAGUCUUGUCCCAUUUGGUCUGGGUGAUACCUCAGAUGAGCGAGGUAGAGAAGCUAAUAUCCACUGGGAACUCAGUUAUUGAGAAAAGCAGGGAGGCAGGUAGGUAAAGUUAGCAAUAACUUCAAAAGGUUAAAGGAGUUAGUCGACUUGGGUGAUUGUGGGGGUAAACGACUGCCCAAGGGGAGCCGUGUUAGAGAAGAGUGCACCUUUCUCUAAUAAUCUCAUCUUUUUAAAGCAAGAGGGGCUUGAAUCUUGGCUUUCUUAACUGUAAUAGCCUGUAACCCUCAUUAUAUUCUUCUUUUCCUGUGUGAGACUCUGAAUGCUCCUCUUCCCUAAGAGAUAAUGAGACAAUCAGAGAAUAUAAAAUCAGGCCUGCAAGAUAGUCACCAUUAAGUGAAGAAAAGGAACUGAAAAGCUUGAUGUAAACGUGCGUCGCCAAGAUGGGUAAUACCCGAUUGGAUUUUCAUUCGGACACUUAGUUCCAAGUAGAGACCUAACUUUCCAGCAAUCAGGAAACUCCUGAUUAUAUUUCAUCCAACAUGGUCUGAAAAAUAGGGGAGAUAAUGUGCCGGUGGCUUGAUCUAUUUUCAGUUAAAUCCUACCAAAAAUGGACACGAAGAAAUAUGCAAGCUGGGAAGUUUGUCUAUUUUUUUUCUUUCUUUUUUUGGGGGAUAGGGGAGGGGAAGCAUUCAGCUUACAUUGCUUUUUGCUCUCAUUGUGAAAUAGAAAGUAAAACUUAACACGAAAUGGGAAAGCCAUAUUUGGUGUCAUGGUUGGCUCUUAAAUCGGUGUUUAACCACCCCAGCUUCCAUAUUUACGUGGAGAGACUUCAGUCUUCUGUGAUAGGGAACGUCUUUACGACAUGUUUGCAGAAAUAGGGCUACAGUCUGUAUUCUUCUGAGGGACAGUGACGGUUGUGAUGUCUUCUUGUGUUGCCGACUUGUACUUCCCAAGCGCUUAGUACAGUGCUCUGCACACAGUAAGUGCUCAAUAAAUACGAUUGAUUGAUUGUUACUUAAAAAGCCAUUGACCGGAUGAUUAUCCCAAGUUUCUAUUUCAACUGAAAAUGAAAACUGGGGCAAACUUUCCCAAACGGCCCGCCCCAUUACCAAAUCUGAACCGCCAAUUUGUCCCAGAAAAUGGAAGAACGAGGUUACUUAGGUGUCUUAAGUGAGAAAUAUCGAAAUGCCACUUUUAGCCAUGCCUGCCCAUCUGUAGCUGCAGUAGAAAAUUAAAUCUGGUGAAUCCCUCUCCCCUAGCUGCCAGAUGACAAAAACUAAACUAUUUCAGACAGAACUAACCUUACUCUGUUGAAUGUCUUUAAUUUGUCAGGUGCUCGUUUGUUUCAGGAAGAUACGUUGAACAUCUACCACUAAAUGGAGGUCAGCACAAGCCCAUCCCAUUCCUUCUUUUCACUCAACCGAGAAAUAGCCACUUAGCAGCUAGUUCUGAAUUUUUAAGAAAAACAGCUGUCGAUUUGAACAUUUGCGGGAGCCUGUACCAACUCUGAUUCAGGGCUUCAUUCCAUGAGUCAUUCUUGGAACUGCAUUGACCUGCAGACCCCACGGGCCAUUGGUAGUGAUUUUUACAAGUGCAACCCGUGCAGAGCUGGCAAGCAGUAAAUCCCUGCCGGGAGGGAGGAGAAGGAGGAGAAAGGGCACCUCAUUCAUUCUGGGGACAGUUUAGAUGCUGUGAAAAAAAAAAAAAAAAUUAAACCUGUUCUAAGUGUACUUGUUUGAAUUAAUUGUAUUGUAAUAUAUUAUUUGUUGAAUGUAGUAAUUAGGUAUUUAUGAAUAUAUUGCUGUAAUUUCUGACAACAUCCAAAAAAAUAAAAUCUUCCUAAAUCGU
Tachyglossus aculeatus (Australian echidna) is the source of this 8718-nucleotide messenger RNA. RefSeq names its product Gse1 coiled-coil protein (gene GSE1). Bases 47 to 4627 code for a protein of 1526 amino acids. NCBI's taxonomy places the organism in Eukaryota, Metazoa, Chordata, Mammalia, Monotremata, Tachyglossidae. The record is from RefSeq and is a predicted model, not a curated record. The transcript has 17 exons.